UACCAAUUCAUUAUGUCAGACAGUGAUGAUGAUCUAUUGCCUUCAAAUGUUUACACCUAUCAAAAUGAAAGCACAGCUGUAUGUGCAAAAGGUCCGAAUGUAAACACAACAAAUAUAACAGGAUUAAGUUUUCGGAAUAAUGUUUUGCCUAUGACUAUGAAUAUGCCAUGGAACUUUGAAAGACAAAGAUAUUCAGAGUUGAACUUUGAUCAGCGCAGUAUGUCGUACAGAAGAGAGACUUCUCCUAUGUCCAUGUAUUCUGAUAUGAGAACAAGAAAUUUUCAACAGUCGGUUUAUCGUGGCAUGAGCUCACAAAGAUCUAUGUACAAUGGCCGAAGUGGUUCACCUAUGUCAAUGAGGAGCAUGGAUUCAAAUUCUAGUGAGAUAGCUGCUUUUAUAGCAAUGUCAUUAAAAAAUGACAAGUUUAACAGGCAUGAACUAAAUAUGAUAAAAGAUGCUUAUAAUAAAUUCAUAAAGGGAAGAAUAAGAAAAAGAUAUGAAAAACGUCGUAAUAUGAGAUUGUUUUUAAAAGGUUACCGAAGGAAAUCAGGUUAUAAUUCUGGCGAGCAAGGCAGUGAAUCAUCUAUCAGUAGUGAUGACUGCAGAUCAACAAGUUCUGCUAUGUAUAAAGGUAAUAUGUCUAGUUGUAGAUCAACAAGGACAAAUAUAGCCGAUUUCAGGCACAAUAUCACAGAAAGUAACAUGUACAAAAAUUGUUCAAAUAACUUUCAAAGAAAAGUAUUUAAAAAUAACUUUGCAGUACCUCCCACUAAUAAGCAUCAUAAUUUCAAUUAUCAAAAAUUGCCACAAAACCAACUAAAUAUGAAUCAAAAGGAAAGAUUUCAGAAUAGUUUUCUUUUGCCUUCCCAAAGAUUCAAUAAAUCAGUUGCAUCUGUUCCUAUACCAGAAAGUAACCAGAAUCAAGUAAAUCCAGCUUACAGGGAUCCCAGAGGCAUUAAAAAUAAUUCUAUUCAAAAUAAGAACAAUAAUAAUUGUGAAACAGACAGUGAUCAAGAAGAAAUAUUUUCUGAAGUGACUGUAAGAGAAAAAAGUUUUCAUAAUCCUUUACAACCAUCUUGUAAAGUCAGUGAAAAUAAAAGAAGUCUUGCUCUUGAAGAUAAUGUAGGUUCUGAUAAAAAAAGAACUAAAAUCUCAUCACCUGCAAAGGAAAAUGAAGCGAAAGGUAAAAACAAAAGUAAAGCUACAGUCAAAUCUGUUUUGAAGGAAGAUAAUAGCAAGGAAAUUUGUAAGACUAGACAAAAUAAUGAUUUUGAAUUUAUAAAGCCCCAAUUUCCUGCAAAAAAAUCUGGCGCAGGCAAAUUCAAAGAAAAAUUAAUAUCCAAAUCUGCACUACCGUUGACAGAUGCAAUUAUGCCUCCUCAAAAUACACUUUCAAAAGACACCAAUAAAACUCCCGAUCAAAGUGAACCAAUAAUAUUGUCAUCUGAAAUAAAUCAAAACACAGACAAAAAUAUAGAUGAUCAAUCUGAUACAGGACCACAUUCUAAUAGUGACUUGUCAAUGAGACCAAGUUUUAUUAAAAGAAAACUAUUCUCCCAAAAGUUAGAUGUUACUGAGAAAAAAACCCUAAGUGCUGAAGUUUUAAAUGUAAACAGUCCACAAAAUAAUGUAUACAGUACUAUACAAAGAGAGAAGAAUAAAGCUAGAAAAGUGGUUACAAACCAGUCAUGUUUGAAUAGAGAUGUUCAAGAUGAUAACAAUUUAUUGGACUUAAUUCAUAAAAUCGUACCACCUGAUCAGAUGAAUGUAACAAAUAUGACAAACAAAACAAGUUUGAAUAGUAAACCAUCACAAGAAUUUGAUAAAAAUGACGAAGAUGACAAAUGGGAUGUAACAUCUAUUAUUUCGACAUGUAAUAAAGACGAUAUUAGUGAAACCUUUACUGAUGAAGAAAUAUUUAAUGAUAAUAAAAAGAAAAAUGAUAAAAGCAAAAGUGAACCCAAAAAGAACAUGAAAUUAACAAAAGAAUGCAAACUUGUUAUAGAGAGAUCACUGGAAAUUGAUAGGUUCACAAAACCACAUCUUCCUGUCACUAAGUCACUUCAAUCAAAGAAUGUUAUUGAUAACCAGAAAAGCGGAAAAUCCUUUUGGGAUACAGAUUUUGAAAGCGAUUUAGAAAACUCUGCACCAAAACGUUCAAGAGAACUGAAGGAGAAUCACAUAAAAGUUAGUCCAUUGCAGAGUAUCAAAAACAUUCCAGAGAAAAUUAAUACUAAUCUAACUAUCAUGCAUAAUGCAACGUCAUUAUCAGAAAGUUUAAAAUGUAAAACAAACAAUUCAAUAUUAGACAAUAACAUGGGAAACAUAAAAAAAUAUAAUAUUAACAGAAAUCUAACAAUCAAAUCAUUUAGAGCACCUAAACAUGUAAAUGGUAAUAAAAAACUUAACAAUAGUGUUGAUGUUACAUUACCUUCUGUUGAUGAUAAACAAAAUAAUAAAAAUAAAUAUCAAAACAUAAUGAAACUACCAGACGUAGUUAACAAUAAGAAAGCCGAAAUGAAAAAAACAAUUGUGAAUUCUGAAAUAGAAGAGCCCAUUACCAAUUCAAAACAGAAAACUACUUCUAAGACAAAACUCAAGGACUCAACAAAUAACAAAAAAACAGAGAAACAAAUCAAAAUCAUAAAUAAACCUAAAAACCAAAAUAACUCAAAAGCUAAUGUCCACAACAAAGAAGCAACUAGGACUGUCCGUACUCCCAAGAAGAAAUUGGGUGGCUAUGAACUGGAAAAAUCAGACGAAAAGUCAAAAUCAACAGAAAAACUCAAAGAAAUAAAAAAUUCAAAACUGAAUAAUAGUAUAUCUAAUACAAAAUUAUCAAAAAGAGAUAUUAGUGUAAUUGCUAAAGGACAUGCUAAGCAGUCAGCUAAGAAUAAAAAAGAAAAUGUUGAGCCUGCAACAGAUUGCAUGAAUGAGCUAGCAUAUAGGACGUUGAGGACGAGAAAAAUAGACUUAUCUUCGUCAAUUGAUACAUCUGAUGAUAAUAUGAAAAACAUAACCAUCAGAAGUUUAAGGCUAAGAAAAAUCAACUUGUCGUCGAGUAUAAACAAUUCUAGUAUAGAUGGAAAGCUCACUGUUAUGACAAAAAACCCGAACUCUAAGAAUAAAAACGAAAAGAAAACUGUUUCUCAGUCUAAUAGAAAUGAGACCAAGCGGAUGGCAAAGAACAACUGUGUAAAAGGUUAA
This is a messenger RNA of Diatraea saccharalis (sugarcane borer), 3207 nucleotides long. Lineage: Eukaryota; Metazoa; Arthropoda; Insecta; Lepidoptera; Crambidae. The record is from the annotation of a GenBank genome assembly.